Messenger RNA from Brachypodium distachyon (stiff brome), 3295 nucleotides. RefSeq names its product ABC transporter A family member 8. Gene Ontology annotation, biological process: lipid transport; transmembrane transport. The transcript has 18 exons. Lineage: Eukaryota; Viridiplantae; Streptophyta; Magnoliopsida; Poales; Poaceae. Bases 246 to 3110 code for a protein of 954 amino acids. Gene Ontology annotation, molecular function: ABC-type transporter activity; ATP hydrolysis activity; ATP binding. Gene Ontology annotation, cellular component: membrane; intracellular membrane-bounded organelle. The record is from RefSeq and is a predicted model, not a curated record.
GAUGAGGUGACGUUUUCCGCGUGAAGCUGAGAGCCUUGACUUUGCUCAGCCGGUUCCAAGAAAGACCCGCGGGGUCUCCUCGGCCGUGACGGCAACGGUCAAUUGCAGUCCAAAUCGUCGUUUCCAUUUUGCUCCACCGGCCGUACGUCUGGACACUCCAAAACUAGCUUAACCAGUUGUCUAUCGAUCGUCUAUACGUCGAUCUUCCUUGCUUCGAGUUCUCUGACGAAGAAGACGAGGGCACCAUGGGUUCCAGCAGCCUUGAGCAGGCCAACGCUCUCUUCAGGAAGAAUCUCGUCAUCCAGAGGCGCGCGUGCAAGACGAACUGCUGCCUGGUGCUCUUCCCGUUGCUCCUCUGCUCACUCUUCGGUGGCCUGGGGAUGCUCCUCAACCACCUGGAGUCCAAAUCACAGGAAGGCCGCCCCACCCACAUCGACUGCUCCUGCAGCAAUGUCGCCGUCCCGGAGAACGCCAUCGGAGGCAUGUCGUGCCCCCAGGAGUGCCCGCUGCCCCGCGCCCCCAAAUGGCCCCCCGUCCUGCGCCUGCACCUCCCGCGGGAGCCGCCGGGUAACUGGUCCUCCUCCGACCUCGACGCCGCUUCCCCCGGCCUCUCCGACACCGAUUCCUGCAGCGACGGCGGAGCGCCGGGCUCAUGCGCCGCCGCGAAGUUCCUCGUCACCGGCGGCAACCAGUCUUUUGUUGGAAGUGUGAUGGAUAACAUGAUACCUGCUCAUAACACUUCGGUGAACGUGUCCAACGACAUCUCAGCAUUAGCCGAUUUCGUUCUGGCAGAUGAUGAAGGGUUUUGGUUGGAACCAGCAGUUGACUCCUUUCUUCAGAACAAAUGCACCCCAAACCUUACACUUUCUUACGCAUCUCAAUAUGGCAAUCGAACUGUGAGCCAAGAUGUACAAUGCAUGGAGGGAUCAAUGUUGUGGCGUGACAGUUCGUGGCUCAUCAACCUUGAACUAUAUAGAGCUUACUACCAAGGGAAUAACAAGACCAGCACCAGUGAAAUUACUGCAGCAUAUGACUUCUUAAGCUCUGAUCAGGGAAACUUUAACUUGCUCAUUUCAUAUAAUUCGACAUACAAGUUUAUUGUUUUUCAAUCACAAGUGCCUCUCCUCCAAGUACCUGGAACGUGGGACGCACCUAGAUUGCUUCAAAUUCCACGGUUAACUAAUAUGGCCUCAAAUGCAUACCUAAAGUUAAGGGGCAACGGUCUCAAGAUAUCAUUUGAUUUUGUCAAGGAAAUGCCUAGAACAGCUAGGCAAUUUGGUAAUUUUGAUCUAUCUUCGUUAGUAGGGCAGCUGCUUUAUGUGUGGGCUAUGGAGCUUCUUUUUCCGGUAAUUUUGAGCAACCUUGUAUACGAGAAGGAAAAAAAGCUUAGGAUAAUGAUGAAGAUGCAUGGUCUUGGAGAUUUACCAUAUUGGACUAUAUCCUAUUGCUAUUUUAUUCUUCUGUCAAUGAUUUAUGUGUUGUCCUUCAUGCUAUUUGGUUCUGUGUUAGGUUUAAGCAUUUUCCGACUGAAUAACUUUGGCGUACAGUUUGUGUUCUACUUUGCUUAUAUGAACUUGCAAAUUUCAUUUGCAUUUCUUAUGGCAACAUGCUUCUCAAAUGUGAGGAGAGCUACCGUCACAGGAUAUUUCUACAUAUUUGUGUCUGGUCUUUUAGGAGAAUUUCUGUUCAAGCCCUAUGUUGAAGACAUUUUCCUCUCGAGAAGCUGGAUUACACUUUUGGAACUUUUCCCUGCAUUUUCUUUGUACCGCAUUCUCUACGAAUUUGCACAAUCUGCAUUGCUUGUACGUUCUAUGGGCUCCAUGGGGAUGCAGUGGAGUGACUUGAGUGAUCCUAAAAAUGGAAUGACAAGUGUGUUAACGGUAAUGGUACUCGAAUGGCUCCUAUUCCUUCUAUUAGCUUUCUAUUUGGAUCACUUUGGUUCCUUCCAAAAUGGAAUAAUAAAAGCAGCAACACUUAUUCGCUCUCGCACGGGUGGGAACCGUUCUCAAGCUGCUCAACAGCAGACCAUACAGCUUCAGGAGUUCAAUGCUUCAGUUGAAAUGGAGAAGGCAGAUGUUAUUGAAGAGAGGAAGAUAGUUGAACAGCUUUUACAAGAACCAAAUAGUAGUUAUUCAGUCAUAUGUGACAAUCUUAAGAAAGUGUAUCAUGGAAAAGAUGGGAAUUCGAAGAAAAUUGCCGUCAGAGAGUUGUCUCUUUCUAUGGCACGUGGGCAGUGCUUUGGUGUUCUUGGCCCAAAUGGUGCAGGAAAAACCACUCUCAUUAACAUGCUGACUGGAUUUACUAAACCUACGUCUGGCACGGCAUAUAUCGAAGGUAUGGACAUACAACUGGACAUGGACAAAAUUUAUACAGGAAUCGGCGUUUGUCCACAACAUGAUUUGCUUUGGGAAACAAUGACUGGCCGAGAGCAUUUGAUGUUCUAUGGCAGGCUUAAGAAAUUGAAGGGUGGAAAAUUAACUCAGGCUAUCGAACAAUCUUUGAAAAGUGUGCGUUUGCAUUCUGGUGGUGUUGCUGACAAGCUUGUGGCAAAAUACAGUGGCGGUAUGAAACGUCGUCUCAGCGUCGCGAUCUCUCUAAUUGGUGACCCCAAGGUUGUUUAUAUGGAUGAACCAAGCUCCGGAUUAGACCCAGCGUCAAGGAAGGACUUGUGGAAUGCUGUGAAGUCCGCCAAACAGGACAGGGCCAUAGUUCUCACAACUCAUUCGAUGGAAGAAGCCGAAGUUCUAUGCGACCGGAUAGGCAUAGUGGCGAACGGUAGCUUGCAGUGCAUUGGAAACUCUAAAGAGUUGAAAACCAAGUACGGAGGCUCAUACGUGCUCACGGUAACGACGGCGCCGGGAGAGGAGGCAGAGGAGGAGGUGGAGAGGCUAGCCCGGUCCAUCUCGCCGGCGGUGAGCAGGGUGUACCGCAUCUCCGGGACGCAGAAGUUUGAGAUGCCGAAGCAGGAGGUGAGUGUCUCCAAGGUGUUCCAUGUCAUGGAGAAUGCGAAGAGCAGGGUGGACAUUAUCGCCUGGGGCCUGGCUGAUACGACUCUGGAAGACGUGUUCAUCAGAGUUGCCAAGGAGAGCGAGGCGUCCUCUAUCAGCUAAAUCGGCUAGCCAAUAUUCGGUCCGUCCAUAAAUAAGUGUAUUUAUGGAUUUACUGAAUAGGUUUUGUCGUAAGUCAAAAAUAUUAAACUUUGACUGAAUUUACUGAAAAAUGUAGCAACAUUUGUGACACUAAACUUGUAUCAUUAGAUCCGCUAUGAAAUGUAGUUUUUAAUAUACCGAAUUGA